AUGACUAUCGCGCCAUGGCUUGUGCGAAAGGAAGCUUUCUGCCGAGACCUUCAACUGGGCCCUUUAGUUCUCGUCUCCCAACUUGGUGCCAAUCCCCUUUACGAUAGGCUAACCAGGCACACUAAUCUCCUGCUGGAAAAUAAAGACACCUUUACGAUGGAAAGCUGUUAUCUUCUUGACUCGAUUGAGCACCAGGAACUAGAUAGUUUGUUGAAGGAAAUUACCAAGCAAUGCUUCCUUAUAAAUGCGUUGGUGAAGCAUGUAGGAAAUACCUACCACUCCGUACUAGAAACUACAGCUAUGAUUUGUGGGCCCACUUUUUCACGGGCGUUUAUUAAGUCCUUAUCACAACCGCGAGGUUCUUGGGGUAUUCCAAUAUCCGAGAAGAUAAAGGAUAAACUACGUAAACCCUCGUUGCUAGUUCGUUUUCUUAGAGGGAUGUUCGCGUUGACGAUUAAAUAUUCAAAAGGCGAAAAAGUUGUGGUUAAAGUGUUUGAAAACACCAGAGUCCUUGAACUUAAACAAAAAAUUGAAGAACUUAACAAAGUUCCCGUUCGUGAACAAAGAUUAAUUUACUCUGGCCGUUUACUAAAGGAUGACGCGCAUAUUAAAGAUUAUGAACUUAAAGAAGGUUCCGUAGUCCACUUAGUAAGGAAUACUGAACCGGCAACUUUUGCAGCUCCUCAACGAAAUCUUGAACCUACACCCGGCACGAACCCUCUUCUAACUCGGUCGGGGCUCGCAGAGAUUAGUAGAAACAUUCCUAAUAUGCACCAAAUUGUUUCUCAAACAUUCUCUGAUCCGCACUUGCGAGAGAUGUAUUUUCGGGAAUACCCCGAAAUAGCGCACAUGAUCAGCAAUAAUCCGCAACUCCUGAGUAUACUGCAGAAUCCUGACCAAAUUCGGCAAGUUUUUGAUUUUCUCACUCAACGCCAGCAAGCCUCCCCACCGAUCACUGCGGAAUUGUUAAGGAGAUCCAUCAACAACGCUAUGAGGCAUCUCCACGUGGAUGAUCGCACCACGCGGCCAAUAUCUUCUGAAGAAUUUUAUCAGUGUUUGUCGCGGGAACUACUAUCUUGGCUCACUAAAGUCAAUGAAAACCGGAUACGUCGCCAGGGAGCACUGCCAAGGGUGUAUGUGACUGCAGAGCAACUCAAGACUGCUUGCGCUACUGCCAUGAGAACGCUUCACUUGGAAUAA
Zophobas morio is the source of this 1200-nucleotide messenger RNA. RefSeq lists its product as uncharacterized. Gene Ontology annotation, cellular component: cytosol. The record is from RefSeq and is a predicted model, not a curated record. The coding region runs from base 1 to 1200 and encodes 399 amino acids. Gene Ontology annotation, biological process: ubiquitin-dependent protein catabolic process. The transcript has 11 exons. Lineage: Eukaryota; Metazoa; Arthropoda; Insecta; Coleoptera; Tenebrionidae. Gene Ontology annotation, molecular function: polyubiquitin modification-dependent protein binding.